This is a messenger RNA of Dichomitus squalens LYAD-421 SS1, 2211 nucleotides long. RefSeq lists its product as uncharacterized. NCBI's taxonomy places the organism in Eukaryota, Fungi, Basidiomycota, Agaricomycetes, Polyporales, Polyporaceae. The transcript is spliced from 4 exons. The coding region runs from base 1 to 2211 and encodes 736 amino acids. The record is from RefSeq and is a predicted model, not a curated record.
AUGGAAGACUCACUCCCUGGCAAGGCUGUUACGGACAUAGACUUCUCGAGUUUCCUCGAUGCUUUCUGGCCUCAACCACCGCCUAAUUCGCAACACUAUCGACUCAAGCCCGAUGAAUGGGCUCCACCAGAACUCAAGCAAGCACUACAGAAUUUGGCGGGUCCAGAGGAUUCAACUGCCGGUGCAUGUAUUCUGGCAGAGAUAAUGCAGAAGUUCCAGCUCUUUCCGGGAUAUAAGUUAUCCCUGGGAUCGUCGAGGCCUGAAUCCUCCAAGCUUUGGGGUCGUACGGAGUCGCUCGAUGACUCCCGACCCAGUUGGAGCAGACCUCAGGUACUCUUCCGGUUCUGCGACAGGAACCCGUUCCCAAGUUCUCUGUUCGGCUGGCAUGCCACAAAACGUACGGAGCUUGUUCACGAUAUCCUCACCGAGGUCCUGCAACAUUUCAACAAUCAGCGGCUCACCGCGCUCUACAUCGUCUUCGUGGUGGACUGUUCUUUCCUCAGCGUCAGCCGUUGGGACCGAUCGGGUAUCGUCGCUAGUGAGUGGUUGGACUGGGUGGAGUCCCCCGAGUUGCUCGUAGAAGUGUUCUGGCGUGUGUCAAUGCUCACGGACGAGCAGCUCGGGCUCGACAUGACUGCCGCGCCGGUCCUUCCGGGUUCUACCGACUCCGAGCUCCUAGACCGGCUUGCUCAACCGUGUCCUGACGACUACGACGUGAAGGACGGAACGAUCGUCUCAGAGGCUGCCGCGUCGGAUCCAGCCGCCACAUUCAAGGUCGUCAGAGACCAAUAUGCAUCCACUCUCACCGCUGGAACAACUCAGGGCGAGAGCAUGGCCAACGCGCGCUGGAGGCUCUCCAUUCCAUUUGAUGGUGGGGAGACGCACGACUUCCUCGUGGGGGCGCCCUUCUGCUCCAGUUCCGCCUCCAUGUUUGACUGGCGGAACGCUUGCAGCUAUAUCGCGGUGGAAUGUCGCACCGAGCAGUUCGUGUACCUCAAGGAUAACUGGCGGGGCCGGGGUGUGGGGGACAACGAAGAGUCUGAAGGUGCCAUCCUCGCGAAGCUGAACGCCGCCGGCGUUUCCCACGUCCCGACGGUGAUCUGCUAUGCUGACUUGCAGGAGACGGUUACGCACAAGUACGCUCGCUCCCAAGGCUAUGGAUAUGACGGAGUUCAACGACAGCAUUUCAGGAUGGCCAUCCGUGAGAUCUGUCUCCAUUUCAAACUUUUCACCGCCGGCCGUCAAUUCGUGUCAUUAAUGAAAGACUGCAUUACGGCCCACACAGGGGCCGUGAAAGCCCUGCAACUGGUCCAUGGCGAUCUAGGGCCCUACAACAUCUUGAUCCACCCCAAGGUAGACACGACCGACUCCUCAAGACCCACAGUGAAGUGGGAAGGCAUGCUGAUUGACUGGGAAUGCUACAAAUGGCUCGCCGCUGCUGAAAUGAACAAGCCUCAUACGGCAAGGCAACGGCGAGGAUGUGCGGUGCGCACGUACCUGCACAAGUUCUUCGAGGCCGACCGGGGACCAUUCGGGAUGGUGAUCUCAGUCUGGAAGAGUCUCAUGCUGCACCGCAAUGAACUGCUGCUGCUUGACGGCAACGAGUUGCACUUUUACGGGGGCCGCGCGGGCGAUUCGGAGGACUCGGAGUGGCUGGCGACCCCCCUCAACUCCAUGAUGAAGGAGUUCUUGUCGUGGUUGCACGCCAGAUACGCAGACAUCCACCUCGGGCCGUUCUCCUUCAUACAUGCUGACGAGCGGCACGCUGCGUUGAAGCGAGCGCACAAGGCCAUCCUGAAGGAGAAACGCGAGACACUUGCAAUGAAGCUAGAGAACCACGACGCGAUCCUCGAGCUGCUUGAGAGAAAGCUGAACGAAGAAUGGGUAGAGAACGACCGCGCUGGCGAUCGGUGGCAGCUCACGCAGCCGCUUGUGCCGAGCGGCAGUGAAGCAAAGGUCGAGCCACCGGCGGAAAAAGAGCUCGAAAUCGAGGCUAAGCAAAGGUCCGAGGAAGAACCGAGUAGAGUGGUCACGAUCAAGAGGCCUUCCUCUAGACAGGUCUCGAGGGACAACGCCAUGGCGAAGCCACAUAGCUGUACUGCGACUGAGGCAAAGAAGAAGGUGAAUCAAAUGGCAACACGGCAUUCUCCGCAGCGAGCGGCCCUCGGAGAUCGAAGAGCAGUCUGCGGAGGUAGAGGAGCGGCCUGCUAA